GCUCCAGGGCAAGGCGUACCACGGGCUGCUGGUGGCCGUAAACCCUUCCGUGGCUGAAAACCACGAGAUCGUGUCCAGCAUUAAGGAAAUGAUGACUGAGGCUUCUUUUUAUUUAUUCAAUGCUACACACGGAAGAGUCUAUUUUGGGAGUAUCAAAAUCUUAAUACCUGCAACAUGGAAAGCAAACACUUAUGCGAAGCCAAAACAAGAGCUAUACACAAAGGCAGAUGUCAUUGUUGCUCCUCCUUACUGGAAACAUGGACAUGAUCCAUAUACAUUACAGUAUGGAGGGUGUGGAGAAAAGGGGAAAUAUAUACAUUUCACCCCUGACUUCCUAGUAAAUGAUAGUUCAAUUGGAAUCUAUGGAUCACGCGGUAGACUUUUUGUCCAUGAAUGGGCCCACCUUCAGUGGGGGGUAUUUGAUGAAUAUGAUAGUGAAAAACCUUUCUACAUCUCAGGACAAAAUCAGGUUAAAGCAACAAGGUGUUCCUCUGAACUUACUGGAAUUUACGUCUGUGAGAAAGAAAGCUGCACCCAAGGCAACUGUGUCAUCGACCAAGGGACAGGACUUUUAAAGGAAGGAUGUGUUUUUAUGCACGAUAAGGAUCAAAAUGCAUCAUCUUCCAUAAUGUACAUGCAAAGCUUAUCUUCUGUCUUUGAAUUCUGUGAUGCAAGCAACCAUAAUACCGAAGCUCCCAGUCCUCAGAACAGAAUGUGCAGCUAUAAGAGCACUUGGGAUGUAAUCAGAAGCUCUGAUGACUUUAAAUUCAAUAUUCCUCUGAACAGCAGCAACUUCCCUUUGCCUCCCACUUUUUCAUUAUUACAGGCAACGGACAGAGUGAUCUGUUUAGUCUUGGAUUUUUCCAAUAGCAUGACUGAGAACAAUCGGCUCAACCGGAUGCGUCAGGCAGUGGAAGCAUAUCUACUGCAAAUUGUGGAAGAGAAUUCCUAUGUUGGGAUUGUCACUUUCAGUAACGUAGGAGAAGUCAAAUCUCAAAUCCAACAAAUAAUCAGUGCCAAUGUACGGAAGCAGCUUGCGUCAGACUUGCCGGUUGCCUCAUUUGGUAAAAAGACAAAUGUUUGCGCUGGAUUAAAGCUGGCCUUGGAGGUACUUAAAAAUCAUGAUGGAAAUGCUUCUGGCUCUGAAAUCAUAUUACUGACCAGUGGAGGAGACAGCACAUUAAACAAGUGUUUUUCUGAUGUUGUCAACGUUGGCCUAAUGGUUCAUACCAUUGUUCUGGGACAAUCUGCCUCCAGAGAACUGGAAAAACUGGGAAGAAUGACAGGAGGCCUGACAUUUUUUGCCAGCGAUAGACCGGACUCCAACAGCCUAAUAGAAGCCUUCACAGCCAUUGUUGCAGGUCAUGGAGAUACCAGCCACCAGCCUGUCCAGAUUGAAAGUGCUGCUGAACGGGUGAAUGGCAACAGCCAGAUUAACAGGACAACCACAAUUGACAGCACAGUGGGAAAGGACACAUUCUUCCUAGUCACAUGGCAGACAAAGGAACCUGCCAUCAAUCUUCGUGACCCCAGAGGAAAAAGCUAUACCAUUGGAAAUUUUAACAUUGACCCCAUUUUGCACAUCGCUCGUCUGCAGAUUCCAGAGAUAGCAGAGGUUGGGGAUUGGACAUACACACUCACUAACACUCACCCAUUCCCAGAUGUCUUCACAAUGACCGUGACUUCUCGAGCCGUAAAGCCUGAUGUGCCUGCCAUCUCUGUGAGAGUCCACACAAAUAAAGAUACAAACCUGUACCCUAGCCCAGUGAUCGUGUACGCACAGGUUAAUCAAGGCUUUUCUCCCAUCCUUGGGGCAAAUGUCACUGCUGUUAUUGAGCCAGAGGAUGGGGACCCAAUUAUCUUGGACCUUUUCGACAGUGGUGCAGGUGCAGAUAUUAUAAAAAAUGAUGGCGUAUAUUCUAAAUACUUGUUUUCUUUCACGAGGAAUGGAAGAUAUAGUUUGAAAGUGCAUGUUCAGAGAGACAAUAAGGCCAUUGGUGCAUACCCUGCGACGUUAUGGAGUCAUGCCAUGUACAUUCCUGGCUACAUAACAAAUGGUACAAUCCAGAUGAAUGCACCGAGGCCACUGAUGAAUAACGAAGAUACGCAGCUCAGAUCAGGGAGCUUCAGCAGAAUAGCUUCAGGAUGCACUUUCAUGGUAUCUGCGAUUCCCACUGUCCCCUCUACUGAUGUGUUCCCACCAUGCAAAAUUAUUGAUCUUGAUGCUGGAACAGAAGAUGAUAAAGUUGUUUUAACCUGGACGGCACCCGGGGAUGACUUUGAUCAAGGACAAGCUGGAAAUUAUGACAUCAGAACAAGUGAAAGUCCCCUGGAAUUGAGAGACAAUUUUGAAAUGGCUGCAUCCAUAAAUACCUCUAUCCUGACUCCUCAGCGGGCUGGCUCCAAGGAAGCAUUUGUGUUUAAACCAGAAGCUUUCACAAACAUGUCUCUCAUUUAUGUUGCUAUUCGCACAACUGAUAAAGCCUUCCUGUACUCUGACGUAUCCAACAUAGCACAGGCAGUUAUUCUCCUCCAGAACGACAGGCGUGUUGCUCCUGCCAAGUAUAGCGCUUUAGCAAUAGUUCUGACUACAUGUGGGUUGUUGUCCCUGGUUGCUUCUUGCCUUAUUCUAAGCACAGGUCUAUGGACUUUAAAGAAAAGAAAGAAAGAGUCAGUUGAAGAUGCACUAUGACACUCAGAUGUAUUAUUCUGUUUAGGUUUUUGUGUGUUUUUAAGUGGGAAUAAAUAUACAGAUAUGCAUUUCUUAAUUAUGGAGGAAGAAUGGGAUAGAUGUACAUCAUUACCCUCUUUCACACAAUGUAGAAGAUGCAACUUGGCAGAUUUGUUAUUUGUCUAUGGGUAGCAAAUAGUAAAAAAAUCCAAAAUUAGAA
Messenger RNA from Elgaria multicarinata webbii, 2891 nucleotides. Its product is annotated as calcium-activated chloride channel regulator 2-like. The transcript is spliced from 14 exons. Lineage: Eukaryota; Metazoa; Chordata; Lepidosauria; Squamata; Anguidae. Gene Ontology annotation, molecular function: intracellularly calcium-gated chloride channel activity. Gene Ontology annotation, cellular component: plasma membrane. The record is from RefSeq and is a predicted model, not a curated record. Bases 89 to 2692 code for a protein of 867 amino acids. Gene Ontology annotation, biological process: chloride transport.